This is a messenger RNA of Myxocyprinus asiaticus (Chinese sucker), 3563 nucleotides long. RefSeq names its product vasoactive intestinal polypeptide receptor-like. Bases 285 to 1607 code for a protein of 440 amino acids. Gene Ontology annotation, biological process: cell surface receptor signaling pathway; adenylate cyclase-modulating G protein-coupled receptor signaling pathway. The transcript has 13 exons. Gene Ontology annotation, cellular component: plasma membrane. The record is from RefSeq and is a predicted model, not a curated record. NCBI's taxonomy places the organism in Eukaryota, Metazoa, Chordata, Actinopteri, Cypriniformes, Catostomidae. Gene Ontology annotation, molecular function: peptide hormone binding; G protein-coupled peptide receptor activity; vasoactive intestinal polypeptide receptor activity.
ACGUGGUUCAUGCAAACGCCCAAAGGUGAAUGUCUAAAGCUUCGGAGCACUCAAGAGACGUUUAUGAAUGAAGUGUCUUUUGCAUUGCGGAGAAAUAUGGACAGCCCGCGCGGCGUAGUGCAGCUGGUGAGCCCACGCGCACAGUUAGUUGGCUGACACUUCGGAUACUUUGUCAGUUACUUUACGGUCGACAACUUGUGUAUCUGUACUGUUGGGGAAGCGCUCUGUGACCAGGGAAAAACUGGAACCGAAACAACUGCUGAAUCUGCAGACCGAGGUUCAAUAUGGAUAUGUCUAAACGAAUGCUGGUUCUAUAUCUAACCUGUUCGCUCGGACCUAUACUGUCUGUCCAGAUGUGUGAGGUCAUGUGGGAGCUGGAGGCAGAGAAAAGAGAGUGUUUGUCCAAGCUGGAAAAUUUCACAUCAGGUUGCACAGGUGAAUGGGACCUAGCAUGCUGGCCAUCAGCCAGGAUUGGAGAGUUGGUAACCAUCCCCUGCCCAAAUUACUUCAGCCAUGUCAGUGAUCAGAGAGGAAAUAUAUCGAAGAGCUGUACUGCCAAUGGCUGGACCGAAAUAAACCCAGUUGUCGUUGCGUUUAAUUGUGGCUACGACCCCAAUAUCACAGAGGAUGGAAAUGUGGGUGAAUUCCUGGGCUCUGUGAGAAUUGGAUACACCAUUGGUCACACUGUGUCUCUUAUAUCCCUUAUCAUUGCCAUUAUUAUACUGUGCUUUUUCAGAAAACUCCACUGCACAAGGAACUACAUCCAUAUUCACCUGUUCAUGUCCUUUAUACUAAAAGCUGUUGCUGUGAUUAUGAAGGAUGUAGUCCUGUAUGAGGUGGAGGAACCUGACGACUGCCACUAUGGAUCUGUGAGCUGCAAGGCUGCAGUGGUGUUCUUCCAGUAUGGCGUCAUGGCCAGUUUCUUCUGGUUAUUGGUGGAAGGUCUUUAUCUCCAUGCUCUACUGGCUGUAUCCUUCUUCUCUGAGAGGAAGUACUUUUGGUGGUACAUUCUCAUUGGAUGGGGAGUUCCAGGUGUCUUCAUAACAAUCUGGAGCAUCACAAAAGCUUAUUUACAUGAUAUUGGAUGCUGGGAUUUUAUUGAUGAUGAUCUGUGGUGGAUUAUAAGAACCCCUACUUUGAUAACAAUACUGAUGAACUUUAUUCUCUUCAUUUGUAUCAUCCGGAUACUUCGACAGAAAAUCAGUUGCCGAGAUAUUGGGAGAAAUGGCUCACACCAGUACUCGAGACUGGCAAAAUCAACUUUACUUUUGAUUCCUCUGUUUGGAAUAAACUACAUAAUCUUUGCCUUCAUGCCUUAUCAUAUAGAGUCUAAUGUGCGUCUGGUAUUUGACUUGAUCCUGGGGUCCUUUCAGGGAUCUUGUGUCGCUGUCCUGUACUGUUUUCUAAAUGGAGAGGUUCAGUCUGAGAUAAAACGAAAAUGGAGGCGGUGGCACAUGCAGAGAUUUCUGGGAGCUGACACCAAGUACCAGCAGCCCUCGAUGGCAAGCAACGGCAUCAACUUUAGCUCUCAAAUCACAAUGAUGACUAAAUGCAGCCCCAACACACGCAGGGCCUCCGCCUGCCAAGAUGACUUCUCUACUGUCUAAGCGCAGAGUGAUGCUCCGUCUAUGAUGAGAGACAGAGACCAAUGAGUCUGUGCUUUGCAAGCACUCACACCACCAUCAGUCAUCUCCAAGGUUGCAGCUCAACUCUAUCCUGUAGGAACUUUGCAUCUCACUGCUCAGUAGCAAUGGAUCGGAAACAGCGCACCUCAGUGCUCAUUGUUGUUGGUUUGGCACGAGACAUACAUGAACUCUUCAUUUAUAAUGAUGUAUCCUCAUAGCCAUCCCAUUAUACACAUUGUUUAGGGAGAACUCUGAUGGAAUAAAGGGAAAUACAAAGGUGAAAUGGACAUGUUUUGACAUUUGAAUGUUUUUAACUAAACUACUGACUCUGAACAGCAAGGGACACUGUCUUUAGUAAAAGGGUGCAAUCGAAGCAUGUUCAUAAAGAGACGGUUCAUUCAGUAAAUUUAAAUUGUGUCAACAUUUAUGCACACUCAUGUUGUUUCAAACUUGCAUGCAUUUUAUCUUUGGUGGAACACAUAAAAAUUAAAAGUGAAUAGUGACUGAAGCUGUCAUUCUCCCUAACAUUUGUCAGUUGUUAGGUGAACUAUCCCGUAAACCUUAGCCUUACACACCCAUGAGAAUGUUGAUGAAUAAUACUGUGGAACACUCAAUGCAUAAUGAGAGAGACUACAUUUGAAUUGUGAUCUCCAUUCAAAGGCACCCUCCUGUACACAACAAAACAUGCAUAAUCCUCAGUGUUGGUGUUUGGUGUCUGUGAUGGCAUACUGUUUUGUUAUUGUUUUUCCCUGCCCUUAUGAUGCUCAAGAACUCAUUUCUUAGAAUGUUAAUAACCUAGUAAGCUAAAUGGUGACUUUUUUUUGUCUCUAGAGACUUAGUUUUAUUUUUAUCCCCUUUCUUAUUCCUGGAAAAAUUAAUGUGAAUGACUUAGACAAUCUGACAUUCUGCUAAAGUCCUAUUUGUAACGAUGCUGGCAAUGACAGGCAGACGAUGAUGAAGUGAAGAACCCAGGUGCAGUUUAUUUACAUGAAGAGUGAUAUCCAGAAACUGUGAACAGAAAACAUGAACUUGACUUGCAAACAUAGUUACAUAAACACAAUACCUGACAAAAGACCAUAGCAAACAUGAGGGUAUAAAUACAUGGACAAGGGUAACAAGACAACCAAUGAACAGACAGAACUAGAAACAAGAUAACAAGACUAAUAAACUAAAACCAAUGACAAACUAGAACUGAUAAUGAGUUAACAAGACAAUAAACCAAUGAAAACAAGACACAUGAACAUGGAGAGAAACAGGAUGAUCACAUGACUUGACAUGGAAACAGGGAACCACAUGACAUGGCAGGGAAACAGGAAAUAACAUGACAAGGAACAACUUUUCAAAAUAAAAGACAAACAAAAAACAUGAACAAAACACACGUCUAGAAAAAAUCUAGACGUGACACUAUUUUUUAAUCCUACCCAUUUGUGUCAUGACCUUGUGUUUUAGUGCACAAGUGGACAAAAAUAAAUGUCUCUAAUUGAGAGUCAUUAAAAGCAUGUUUCUAUUUACUGCUGAAUUAAAGUACUGUGUGUCAAUCUAAAUGGUUCCUUGCUGUGUUUUAUGGUUGUGAUUUAUGAUUUAAAGUAAUUGUAUUUAUGAAAAAUUGCAUGGGUUGUGUAACUGUGCACUUGUUGCUUAUAAAGACAAUAGUCUAAAUUGCUUUCUCUUAGAAGAAUAGUCUUUGUUAAAGUUUUUUUCUUUUUUUUUUUUUGGCGGGGGACCAGAAAAUCUGUGCCUGUCAAAAAUAUGUGUAGUGUUACUUGUAGCUGUUGUUGCUGGCAUGUCCUCCAUGUUUGCGUACGCAGUUCUUUUACCUCAGUGUGAAUGAGAUGUACAGUCAAGAGGAAAUGUCUCUAAAAAUGUUGUUGCUAUUUUAUAAAAGUGUCUCGUAUAUGUUAUCAAGAAUACAGAACAUUUUUAUUACAUUAGAUAUGU